AUGAAUUUCCUCCGGCGGCGCCUCUCGGACAGCAGCUUCGUGGCCAACCUGCCCAAUGGCUACAUGACGGACCUGCAGCGCCCAGACAGCUCUACCAGCUCCCCUGCGUCCCCGGCCAUGGAGCGCAGGCACCCCCAGCCCCUGGCGGCCUCCUUCUCCUCUCCAGGCUCCAGCCUUUUCAGCUCCUUCUCCAGUGCCAUGAAGCAGAGCUUGCAGACCCCCUCAGGGCUGAUGGAGCCCCCGGGCCCCUCCAUACCCAUUGUUCAAAGACCCAGGGUCCUGUUGGUCAUCGAUGAUGCCCACACCGACUGUGCGGGAUGGCGGCACACGGAGUGUGGUGUGCACGUGUGUGAGUGCGCGCACCUGAGCCUGGAGGCUGAGCACGCUGAAUUCUCUGAACUGAAUCUGGCUGCCUAUGUUACUGGAGGCUGCAUGGUGGACAUGCAGGUCGUGAGAAAUGGGACCAAGGUUGUCAGGUCCUUCAGGCCGGACUUCAUCCUGGUCCGCCAGCAUGCCUUCAGCAUGGCCCUGGGCGAGGACUACCGCAGCCUGGUCAUCGGCCUCCAGUACGGGGGGCUGCCCGCUGUCAACUCCCUCUAUUCUGUCUACAACUUCUGCAGCAAGCCCUGGGUGUUCUCCCAACUCAUUAAGAUCUUCCAUUCCCUGGGUCCUGAGAAGUUCCCACUGGUGGAGCAAACGUUUUUCCCCAACCACAAGCCAAUGUUGGUCGAAGGCAUGUGA
This is a messenger RNA of Condylura cristata (star-nosed mole), 741 nucleotides long. Its product is annotated as synapsin-3-like. The transcript is spliced from 6 exons. Gene Ontology annotation, cellular component: synaptic vesicle membrane; synaptic vesicle. Gene Ontology annotation, biological process: neurotransmitter secretion. NCBI's taxonomy places the organism in Eukaryota, Metazoa, Chordata, Mammalia, Eulipotyphla, Talpidae. The coding region runs from base 1 to 741 and encodes 246 amino acids. The record is from RefSeq and is a predicted model, not a curated record. Gene Ontology annotation, molecular function: ATP binding.